Abrus precatorius (Indian licorice) is the source of this 2059-nucleotide messenger RNA. RefSeq names its product probable LRR receptor-like serine/threonine-protein kinase At2g23950. Bases 72 to 2027 code for a protein of 651 amino acids. Gene Ontology annotation, biological process: protein phosphorylation. The record is from RefSeq and is a predicted model, not a curated record. The transcript is spliced from 11 exons. NCBI's taxonomy places the organism in Eukaryota, Viridiplantae, Streptophyta, Magnoliopsida, Fabales, Fabaceae. Gene Ontology annotation, molecular function: ATP binding; protein kinase activity; protein binding.
CUUCUCUCCCUCACCUUUCAUAACCUCCUCCUUUUAAAUUAUUAUUAUUGUUAUUUUCUUCCUCUGGUUACAUGACCAUGCCUCUCCACUGCCUUCUCCUCCUCCUACUAAUCAAUACCCUCUGUUCCGCUUCCGAGCCUCGCAACCCCGAAGUGGAGGCUUUGAUGAACAUUAAAGGAGCUCUUAAUGACCCGCACGGUGUGUUGAGCAACUGGGAUGAAUUCUCCGUCGACGCUUGCAGCUGGGCCAUGAUCACUUGCUCUUCUGAUUACCUUGUCAUAGGCCUAGGAGCGCCUAGCCAAUCGCUCUCUGGAACUCUCUCUCCUGCAAUUGGAAAUCUGACAAAUCUUAGACAAGUGUUACUACAGAAUAACAAUAUCUCAGGCAAAAUACCGCCGGAGCUUGGAACUCUUCCCAAUCUUCAGACUUUGGAUCUUUCUAAUAACCGAUUCUCUGGGGUCAUUCCACCCUCCCUGAGUCAGUUGAAUAGUCUUCAGUACCUGAGGCUGAACAACAAUAGUUUGUCUGGACCCUUUCCCGUGUCACUGGCGAAAACCCCACAGCUUGCUUUCUUGGACUUGUCUUAUAACAAUCUCAGUGGACCAUUGCCCAAGUUCCCAGCCAGGUCAUUCAAUAUUGUGGGGAACCCUUUAGUUUGUGGAAGCAGCUCUACUGAAGGUUGCUCUGGAUCGACAACACUUAUGCCCGUAGCAUUAUCUCAAGCAUCAUCGGAAGGAAAUCACAAGUCCAAGAAACUAGCAAUUGCACUUGGGGUCACUCUUAGUUGUGCUUCUCUCAUUCUCCUUACUUUUGGAUUAUUUUGGUAUAGAAAGAAACGACAGCAUGGAGCGAUUCUGUAUAUUGGUGAUUAUAAGGAAGAAGGGGUUGUUAGCUUGGGAAAUCUGAAAAGUUUUACUUUCAGAGACCUCCAACAUGCAACGGAUAAUUUCAGCUCCAAGAAUAUUCUUGGUGCUGGAGGCUUUGGCAAUGUUUAUAGGGGAAAGCUUGGAGAUGGCACAAUGGUGGCAGUGAAAAGGCUGAAAGAUGUGAAUGGUAGUGCUGGCGAAUCACAGUUCCAAACAGAGCUAGAAAUGAUCAGCUUGGCUGUUCACCGCAAUCUACUUCGCCUAAUUGGAUAUUGUGCUACUCCUAACGAAAAACUUUUGGUUUAUCCUUACAUGUCUAAUGGCAGUGUGGCCUCCAGGCUUAGAGGUAAACCAGCUCUAGAUUGGAACACUAGAAAGAGAAUAGCAAUUGGAGCUGCCAGAGGUCUUCUGUAUUUGCAUGAGCAAUGUGAUCCGAAAAUAAUACACAGAGAUGUAAAGGCCGCUAAUGUGCUUCUGGAUGACUAUUGUGAGGCUGUUGUUGGUGAUUUUGGCCUUGCAAAACUCCUUGAUCAUGCUGAUUCCCAUGUCACCACUGCUGUCCGUGGCACUGUUGGGCACAUUGCACCCGAGUACCUCUCCACUGGUCAGUCAUCUGAGAAAACAGAUGUAUUUGGAUUUGGCAUUCUCUUGUUAGAGCUCAUAACUGGAAUGACAGCACUCGAGUUUGGGAAAACGGUGAAUCAAAAAGGUGCUAUGCUAGAGUGGGUAAGUCUACUCUCUGCAACUAAAACAAACUGUUCAUUGCAUUCUAAGGUUAGGAAAAUACAGCAAGAAAAGAAGGUUGCAGAGUUGGUGGACAAGGAGCUAGGAAAUAAUUAUGAUAGAAUAGAGGUGGGGGAGAUGCUGCAAGUAGCUUUACUCUGUACUCAAUAUUUGACAGCCCAUCGCCCUAAAAUGUCUGAAGUGGUCCGAAUGCUUGAAGGUGACGGGCUUGCUGAGAAGUGGGCAUCAUCACAUAAUUUCGGUAAUCACGGCAUGAACCCCAGCCACAGUAACAAUAGCAAUUGUUCAUCUCGCCCUACCUCUGCAUCAGAACAUGAUAAUGUUCAUGAUCGUUCCAGCAUGUUUGGCACGACAAUGGAUGAUGAUGAUGAACAGUCUUUGGAAUCCUAUGCCAUGGAACUCUCUGGUCCUAGAUAAACAGUAAAUGGGAAAAGAAAACAGGAAGAUAA